CUCUACCUCGGCCUGACCCGUCCUGACCCCUCCCUUCCCCCGUCCCCUCAUCUUCUCACCCCAAGUCCCCAACCUUCUCGGACCUGCCGCCCCUUUUCCGUCUCCCGAGCCCCGAGCCCCUCCCGGCCUCAUCAACCUCGGACCCGGGGACCCGCGCCAGAACCAGGGUUGGGCCGGGUCCCGGGUCUCAGCCCCUCCCCGCCCCCAGGCUCCCACUCCAUGAGGUAUUUCAACACCGCCGUGUCCCGGCCCGGCCGCGGGGAGCCCCGCUUCAUCUCCGUCGGCUGCGUGGACGACACGCAGUUCGUGCGGUUCGACAGCGACGAUGCGAUUCCGAGGAUGGAGCCGCGGGCGCCGUGGGGGGAGUUGGAGGGGCCGGAGUAUUGGGAGCGGGAGACGCGGAGCGUCAAGGGCCACGCACAGACUUUCCGAGUGAACCUGAACAACCUGCGCGGCUACUACAACCAGAGCGAGGCCGGGUCUCACACCAUUCAGUGGAUGUCUGGCUGCUACGUGGGGCCGGACGGGCUCCUCCUCCGCGGGUACAGUCAGUUCGCCUACGACGGCGCCGAUUACAUCGCCCUGUGCGAGGACCUGCGCUCCUGGACUGCGGCGGACGCGGCGGCUCAGAUCACCCGGCGCAAGGGGGAGGCGGACGGUGAGGCGGAGAAAGGAAGGAACUAUCUGGAGGGCCCGUGCGUGGAGUGGCUCCUCAGAUACCUGGAGAACGGGAAGGAGACGCUGCAGCGCGCGGGUGCGAGGGGCCGCGGGGCCUCCCGAUCUCCCCUCGGGUUGGGGGCGUCAGACAAAGAGAAAAGGAAAAUGGGAUCACCGUCAGAAUACUGUCUCUCAGGAGGGGGAGGAAUCCACUCAGGUUUUCAUAUUUUGUGAUAGUGACUUGCACAGAGGGCCUGCCGUUGUUCUCUAAAGGACACUUAGGGAAUCCAGUUUCUUCAGGGGUCGAAGGUGAGACCAUGCCUGAAAUUGCUCAUCAUUGGUCCCCUUUGACCCUGUCAGCGAGAUCUUAUGAACCAUGAUUUCUCAGGGUUUGUUCUCGGCCUGAAAACAUCUUUGCAGGCCUGACCCUAGCUUUUCUGAGUCGUUCA
Molecule: messenger RNA, 1106 nt
Organism: Equus quagga
Lineage: Eukaryota; Metazoa; Chordata; Mammalia; Perissodactyla; Equidae
Product: saoe class I histocompatibility antigen, A alpha chain-like
Exons: 2
Biological process (GO): immune response; positive regulation of T cell mediated cytotoxicity; antigen processing and presentation of endogenous peptide antigen via MHC class Ib
Cellular component (GO): external side of plasma membrane
Molecular function (GO): peptide antigen binding; signaling receptor binding
Source: RefSeq, a predicted model, not a curated record